This is a messenger RNA of Oppia nitens, 2382 nucleotides long. Its product is annotated as zinc finger protein 618-like. Gene Ontology annotation, molecular function: DNA binding; protein dimerization activity. Lineage: Eukaryota; Metazoa; Arthropoda; Arachnida; Sarcoptiformes; Oppiidae. The transcript is spliced from 7 exons. The coding region runs from base 298 to 2307 and encodes 669 amino acids. Gene Ontology annotation, cellular component: nucleus. Gene Ontology annotation, biological process: regulation of transcription by RNA polymerase II. The record is from RefSeq and is a predicted model, not a curated record.
CAGCGAACGGAAACUCGCCAUUUGAUACGGAAAUACCAGUGCCAGUAGUAGUUGCCUACCAGUGCUAUAGUAUAGACUGUAUGAGAGAGAGAGAGCCCGCAUAACAGUAUUUGUAAUGACAGCGAGUUUUUAGUUGUUUUUUUAGUAUUCAUUAAUAUUUCAAUAGUUUUUUUUGUUGGUAUUGUUUUUUGUUGAGUGGAUCUAACUAUCGAUACAAAUCAUCGGCAAAUAAAAACUGUGUCCAAACCAACAAACACAAAGUUCAGGUGUUUAUUAAUCGGGAAAUACACAGUAUUAAUGUCAGCCGAUACAGAGCUAAGCGAAAUCAAUUUGUCGGCCACGGAAGCAGCCGAUGGCGACUCGCCGGGAUCGGCACCCAAACGCAAAGUUGGCCGUCCAAUAACGUCGGAGCGUACACUUGCCCGCAAUUUUCCGGCCAUCGAUGAGAUACGAGACAAACUGGCGACCGGCGAAUGUUUCGGCCGCCAGAGAGCCAACGGUUCCAGUUCUGGCGUCUGGAAACUGUUCGAAGAGAUAGCCUAUACCAAUACACAACUGUUCACUGGGAUUGUCCGAUGUAGUGCCUGUCAAUUCAUGACCAGAUAUCACGGCCAGAUAACGGGUACGUCACAUAUGCGGCGACACCAUUGUUUUCGAGAACUAUUUCCCGAACAAUUUGCAAACCCGCAGACCAGGUCGACGCCGACGAUGUCGGCCAACAAAAUUAAGAAAGAGCCAAAAGUGACGCCUAAACUAUCGAUAGGACGCCAAUCUAACAGUACGCCAAUGAGCUCACUGAUCAACAGGUCAGCCACCGAUACGCCUAACGGUACGCCUAAGAUGUUAGUUCAGGCCAACAAUAAGUUGGCUAAUAUAAAGUCGGAGCUCAGGGAACGCAUACUACAGUUGUGCUAUAAUGAGCUAAUUAGCGUCGAAACAGUGACCAGCGAUUCGUUCAAAGCUAUUGUCCAGUCACUGGUCAAGUUGAUCACUGCCGUCGGCAAGGGAUCUAUAUCUUUACCGGACAGUAACCAACUGUACGCUCAAAUGACCGGUCAAUACAAUCAAUGCAAAAAUCGGGUCAAAGAGGGUCUCAAUACGGCUCUGGACAGGAAUAUCGGUGCUGCACUGGUAUGUGACUCUGAGAACGACCGGUGCGUAAUAUCUACUUACUAUAUUGACCAGAGUUGGCAGUUAGUAGAGAGUAUACUGAGCGCAUCGGCAUUGGGCUGCGAUAUCAACUUAUUUAUUAGCCAAACACUCGAUGAUUUCGGCCUCAAUGAAGACCGACGUCUGGCAAAGUUUACAUUCAUAUCGCGCGGCGGACUCUUUGAUGGCGUAUCCAUGUGUCUGACAUCGAUGGCACACGUUAUCGACGCUGUCAUCGAGAGUGCCGUAUUCAGUGACGACAAUUUUACAGAGAUUGUCGAAAAUUGUAAAGUGAUUUGCGCUGAACUUCGGCUAGUAAUCGAUGGCUAUCCCAUCGAAUGGGUCAACAAAUACGAAGUAAUGCGCUAUGUUGUCGAAAGUCGUCAUAAAUUCGAGCUGAAGAACUCGUCACUUGAUUUGGGAUUAGUUGAAGAUUUGGUAGACUUCUUGGGGCCGUUCAAAGCGGCGGCCAUAGAAUUACGUCAAUGCAGUCGUCAUCCGACUAUAAACCAUGUUUUGCUCUGGUAUUAUAAACUACUUAAGCAUUUGAAUACUACCGGCGAUGACGAAACGUCUAUCGCUGACCUCAAAACCGUAAUCAAGACAGGAAUGGAACAGAACUUUCAGUUGCAAACCUUUCACAAGAUUGCGGCCUUUCUGUGGCCAAACUUUCGUUUCUUGAAGAUGUUGUCCAGCGAAGAACGAGAGGAAGUGCACAAUGAAGUUAGAAAUCUCAUCGAAACUCGCGCCCAUAUUGAAGACCUGGACGGUAUCGGCGACGACUGUGUUAUUCGUGGCGUCGACAGCAGCGGUGCGUCCAACCCUAAGAAGGCCCGAUCGGACUUCGAUGAAUGGGAGGAACAGGUGUCCGAUAAAGACGAACUCAACAAAUAUAUAUCGGUUCAGUUGACCACUUGUAACGAACAAAACAUACUGAGCUGGUGGAAAGACCAUCAGAAUGAGUUCCCGAAGUUGGCAAAGCUGGCCAAAUGGAUUCUCUCGAUACCAGCGUCGGUAACGUCGCUGGAAAGGUUCCGCUUGUUGUCCAAUCAGGAUAUCAACCAGGAAUUGCUUUUCAUGCACUGCAAUGCGAAAAAACAAAACGAAGAGAAGAGAAUCAGCGCAGAAAAGAGGAAAACCGUCUCAAAGCAGAGAUAACUGUUCCGAUUAAGAACAAGAAGAAACUCAACAGAAUCGCUAAGAAACAGAUGAGACAAAUGAAGAGAAUUCGCA